Messenger RNA from Helianthus annuus (common sunflower), 1191 nucleotides. RefSeq names its product protein FAR1-RELATED SEQUENCE 5-like. Gene Ontology annotation, biological process: regulation of DNA-templated transcription. The record is from RefSeq and is a predicted model, not a curated record. Bases 1 to 1191 code for a protein of 396 amino acids. NCBI's taxonomy places the organism in Eukaryota, Viridiplantae, Streptophyta, Magnoliopsida, Asterales, Asteraceae. The transcript has 4 exons.
AUGGCCGACCCAGAAAUUGACAAUAUCAAUUCUGACCAAAACGAUGGCGAUAAUAUAUUUGUUACAACAAUGGACCAUCCAGGUACUGAGUCGGUUGCUAGCAAUGUUUACGAAACGCCAAAUGGGACUAGGUACUGGACACCCAUUGUCCCCCAUGGAGCCAAACCGUUUUUGAAAGCUAGAUUUAAUACGAUUGAACAAGCAAUUGCAAUGUACGAGGCGUACGCACAACUUGCCGGAUUUGGAACACGUUUGGGUACUUCGAAAAAAGUAAAAAUUGGCAACGAGAUAAUUACGACUCGGCGAUACGUUUUAUGCUCAAGGGCGCCAGUGAACAAACAUAAACAUAAAGAAACUAUCCCUGAUGAUAUUGACUCAACUUCACCAUCGCGCCGUUCCAAUGUUAAAGUUACAGAUUGUAAGGCAUGUGUGAAGUUUCGUCGUAUAAAAAAGUCAACUGAUUAUGAAAUCUAUGGUUUUGUUGAACAACACAACCAUGAGUUUACCUCUCCCGAGAAUCUUGACUUAUCACUAAAGCGAAGAAAGCUCGAUUUUUCUACACAAGAGUUCAUAUCAAAGUGCCGCAAUGCUAAUCUUGGCCCUACCAAAUCCCACAAGGCACAUGUUGCAAUAAAAGGUAGUCACCAUAAUGUUCACGGUACCGUUGUGGACUACAAAAAUUGUGGCCGUGACAUUCGAGAUUUUAUUGGCGAUAGAGACGCCCAAAUGAUAAUUGACAAGUUCAAAGCUAGAAGCGAAAAUAAAGUUAAUUACAGUUUUGAUACCCAUAUUGAUGAUAUGGAACUUCAGUUAAUUUUUUGGUGCGAUGGCGUUUCUAAACUAAACUACGAAGCGUUCGGUGAUGUUUUGGCGUUCGACGCGACGUAUCAUACAAAUAUGUACGAUAUGAUUUUUGUGCCUUUCACUGGAGUUGACCAUCAUAAAAAGUGCACAAUAUUUGGGGCUGGGUUGUUACAUAAUGAGACUAUUGAAUCAUACACAUGGCUACUCCAAAAAUUUCUUCAAGCACACAAUGGAAAACAGCCACUCUUGAUAUUAACUGAUCAGGAUUGUGCUAUGAAACAAGCUGUCGCCAACGUAUUUGACAAGUCCAUCCACAGACUAUGUAUGUGGCACAUUAUUCAAAAGUUGCCAGCAAAGGUAUUCGCUACAAACAUGUCUACAGCAUAA